CCUGAGCGCUUUUAUAAUUCACCUGUCAUCACAGGAGACGUCGCCCAAACCUUUACUACAAACUUGAGACGCCCCGCUUUCCGUCGUUCCGCCCUGCCUGGCCGCAAGGAUUCCUGGGAGUAGUAGUCCCCAGUCUGGCGGCUCCUCUAGCAGUAGCCACGCGCGCCGGACCGUGGAACUACAAAGGGUGGCGCACAGGGCGAGAGGCUCUUCCGCCUCGCCUUCCCCUCCCGCCGGCGCGCCCGCCCCAGCUAUCAUGGCGGCUCCCUUGGCCCUGGUGCUGGUGGUGGCCGUGACCGUGCGGGCGGCCUUGUUCCGCUCCAGUCUGGCCGAGUUCAUCUCCGAGCGCGUGGAAGUGGUGUCCCCACUGAGCUCUUGGAAGAGAGUGGUUGAAGGCCUCUCACUGUUGGACUUGGGAGUGUCUCCGUAUUCUGGAGCAGUAUUUCAUGAAACUCCAUUAAUAAUAUACCUCUUUCACUUCCUGAUUGACUAUGCUGAAUUGGUAUUUAUGAUAACUGAUGCACUCACUGCCAUUGCCCUGUAUUUUGCAAUCCAGGACUUCAAUAAAGUUGUGUUUAAAAAGCAGAAACUCCUCCUAGAACUAGACCAGUAUGCCCCAGAUGUAGCCGAACUCAUCCGAACCCCGAUGGAAAUGCGUUACAUCCCUCUGAAAGUGGCCCUGUUCUAUCUUUUAAAUCCCUACACGGUCUUGUCUUGUGUUGCCAAGUCUACCUGCGCGAUCAACAACACCCUCGUUGCUUUCUUCAUUUUGACCACGAUAAAAGGUAGUGCCUUCCUCAGUGCUAUUUUUCUUGCUUUAGCAACAUACCAGUCUCUGUACCCGCUCACCUUGUUUGUCCCAGGACUCCUUUAUCUCCUCCAGCGGCAGUACAUACCCGUGAAAGUGAAGAGCAAAGCCUUCUGGGUCUUCUCUUGGGAGUAUGCCAUGAUGUACGUGGGAAGCUUAGUGGUAAUCAUUUGCCUCUCCUUCUUCCUUCUCAGCUCCUGGGAUUUCAUCCCUGCAGUCUACGGCUUCAUACUUUCUGUUCCAGAUCUCACUCCAAACAUUGGUCUUUUUUGGUACUUCUUUGCAGAGAUGUUUGAGCACUUCAGCCUCUUCUUUGUAUGUGUGUUUCAGAUCAACGUCUUCUUCUACACCAUCCCCUUAGCCAUAAAGCUAAAGGAGCACCCAAUCUUCUUCAUGUUCAUCCAGAUUGCCGUCAUCUCCAUCUUCAAAUCCUACCCGACAGUGGGGGACGUUGCCCUCUACAUGGCCUUCUUCCCCGUGUGGAAUCAUCUCUACAGAUCCUUUGAGAAAAGUAUCCCCAUGUUGCAGAGGAGAAAGCUGAGGUACAGAAAGAUAGAGCCACUUGUUCAAGGUCAUAUGACUGUCCUGAGAAACAUCUUUGUCCUCGGCUGUAUCAUGAUCGUCUGCUCCCUGCUCUUCCCUGUCCUGUGGCACCUCUGGAUUUACGCAGGAAGUGCCAACUCCAAUUUCUUUUAUGCCAUCACACUGACCUUCAACGUCGGGCAGAUCCUGCUCAUCUCCGACUACUUCUACGCCUUCCUGCGGCGAGAGUACUACCUCACGCAUGGUCUCUACUUGACCGCCAAGGACGGCACCGAGGCCAUGCUUGUGCUCAAAUAGGCCUGGCUGGGCACAAGGCUGCAUGGACUUCAUGGGGUGGGAAGGCCAGAAGCUGGGCCAAGCCCUCGAGCCGGAGGUGCCAGCAGACAAGUCCUUAGAAGAGGUUCAAGUCCAGUGUCACGAAUCCUGGCACCAAAGAGGAGCCAAGGCUAGCAGCAAGGUCUGUGGCACCUUGGCUGCCAGGAGCACCUCCACUUGGACCCCCCUUUUGUCUCUCUGCACACCAAGGAGCCCCCUCCCAGGCAGGAAAAGGGAAGAAGGGUGAGAAGGGUUUGUUAGGUUGUGGGUACUUAAUAAAUGGUUUUUGUUAUGAA
Messenger RNA from Rhinolophus ferrumequinum (greater horseshoe bat), 1962 nucleotides. It is a transcript of the gene PIGU, whose product is annotated as phosphatidylinositol glycan anchor biosynthesis class U. The transcript has 13 exons. Lineage: Eukaryota; Metazoa; Chordata; Mammalia; Chiroptera; Rhinolophidae. The record is from RefSeq and is a predicted model, not a curated record. Gene Ontology annotation, cellular component: membrane; GPI-anchor transamidase complex. Bases 257 to 1648 code for a protein of 463 amino acids. Gene Ontology annotation, biological process: protein localization to cell surface; attachment of GPI anchor to protein.